AUGCUCCGGCGUGUUGUUUGCGACGAGGCUGCCAGCGUUCCUCCAGCUGCAGUGAUUUCAGCUAUUUGCGUGUUGCACCUCGGUGGCGAGCUCCCCCGGCGCCGCGCCCAACUAGCGCUUUACCUCCAGCUGGCUGCAACCCUCUGGUCGCUCUCUUUCGCAAUGCUACUGCUGAGGCUUUGCUCUCACUGGCAGAAUGUGACCUGCCAGGAGGCUUCGGUGGGCAACAUUGGAUUGGGGAUGGCCUAA
Molecule: messenger RNA, 249 nt
Organism: Durusdinium trenchii
Lineage: Eukaryota; Dinophyceae; Suessiales; Symbiodiniaceae
Source: the annotation of a GenBank genome assembly